Molecule: messenger RNA, 1801 nt
Organism: Caenorhabditis auriculariae
Lineage: Eukaryota; Metazoa; Nematoda; Chromadorea; Rhabditida; Rhabditidae
Source: the annotation of a GenBank genome assembly
AUGACUUUCGGUUGGUUUUUUUCAUCAAUCCCUUUUUAAAGUUCGAUGACAAAUUGAAUAACAAUUAAAUUUGGGGAGAUGCAACGACUUUGUUAAUUUUAUUCAUCUUAAAAGAAUAACUUCAAGGUUAUUCCAAUUUACUCAAGUGGGGGUUAACACGACCGCGGGUCCUCUUCCCUCCAUCACCACAAGUUCCGACACAUAUGUUCCCAAAUUCUCCCUACAUCUAUUUCGUGAAAUUUAGUACUUGUGUGUGAGAAAUAAAACAUUUUGAUUUGAUUUUACAGACAUUUUUUGGAAUGAAAAGUUCCAUUUUUUGAUUGCACAGCUGUAUAAGAGUUCAUGUUGAAAUUGUUGCAAAGCAUUGGAAAUUUCGAAGUUUUUUUGAUUUGAGAAAAUUGUUUUUUUGAGAGAUUGGAAACCAAGCCAUCGUUUUUUUCAACAACUUCAGUGAACUUAGUUUGAAAAAGAUUUUUUUUAGAAGAUUUCUACUCUUCCAGCAAUUUUUAAUAAUGACCAUCUUGGUUGAUUUUGAAAGAUAGUAGUUUAUUAAAAAAAUUAUUGAAACGAACUUUUUCCUGAAAACUACAUGACUCCCGUCAAGUAUAAAAAUUCUCUUUGCAAACUUGAAAAAGAAAGUGAAAGUUGUAAUUCAAUUUGAACAGGCAAUAAUAAAUUCUUUAGACGGGGAGGACUAUUUAUACAGCUUGUACGAGAAGAAACACCCUCGUCGAAAUGCCGACAAAUGAUCGAAAUACUUCCCCCUGAAAGGAACAUUCUCAAUCAUAAUUGCGGUUUUUGCACUCUCCAUUCAUCUCGGCUUAUCUUUUAUUCGACCUGACCUCAAUUAAUUCGGAAAAAGGUACGUUUCCUGAAAACGGAAACAGUCUCAAACUCGAUAUAAGAUUUUAUUGCUUAAGGCCUCAGUUUUCAAGCUUUUCUUACUGCAUCUAUCGCUUUUCUAGUUCCACAUCGGAAGUAGCACAUUCCGAUGAAAAAACCUUCAUAAUCCUCCAGAAUCCUCGUCGCUUUCAGAUUCUUCGUCCUCUCCGGCUUCCUUAUGUGCAUGUUGCUCCAGAAGUCGCAGACGAUGUCGCGACGCCAACUUGUCCUCAACUUUUACUGUCGACGUCUCAAGAGAAUCCUGCCGCUCUACCUUCUCUGUCUCCUCGGCAUCCUCCUCGCCUUGUACGUCUUCUUCCCGGAUUCUUCCGUCGACACGAAUCUUCGAGCCGCGCCCAAUUGCCGAAAGUUGCUCAGAUUACAGAGAUUUUCCUCAUGUUUUUCGCGGCUUUUGCACCGACAAAGUUCAGCGAGUUAUACGUCAGGUAAAAUUGACUUAAUUACUUGUAUUCGUCAAAUGGUUGCUACAGUAUGCGCAGCGCUUCGAAAUUUUUGUUUAAGCGAAGAAAAAGUUCCUUUAAAGCUUUGAAAAAUGCUGCUUUUUGGUCCGUUUCUGGUAUUUUUGUGCUUUUUAAGUCAGAAGUCAUUUUUUAUAACCUUCUGAAGUUGAUAUUUCCAGAUUCAACACGACCCUCCUAACGGGUCUUUUGAUUUGCGCGGCCGCGGAACACCCGAUUUUGUGCAGCCGACCUUUAAUCUACUUGGGGGACAUUUCCUAUGCUCUCUAUCUGAUUCAUUGGCCAAUUUGUGCUUAUUGUAAAUUGGUCCAUCCGGAUAGUACUUUCGGUAGGAAUUAAUCUGAUUUCAACGUAUAUUUGGCUUUUUUUUAGCCGUUUUUAUCGGCUUUUUGGCUUCUAUACUGACCGCCGUCGUUGUUCGAGAGACUUUUGAAAAGUGA